CCCUGAUCGAACGGCCGAUAAUUCUAUUCGCGUCUCCCCUCGAGGACCUCAUCGCUUCGCUUUAUUCGCGGGUCUACAGCCACCUAUCUCCGGCGAGCUCGAGAGCGCGAGGAGAUCAGCGAUGCCUUCUCCGAUCCAAAACCCUCGCCUCCUCCUCUCCCACCGCUGCCUUCCCCUCCAUUUCCCGCCAAACCCGUUCCCCUUCCCGCCAAAUCCCUGCCGUCUCGUCCACCGCUCCGCCGCCGCCCUCUCCCCCCAGCCCGCCCCCACCCCCGCCUCCCAAAACCUAGCUAUCGCCGCGCCCCCCUCCUCCGAGAUCCUCUCCAUCCGAGAAUCCCUCCUCUCCCGCCGGAGGACGGCGGCGGAGAUCGCUGCUGAGUACCUCGACCGCCUCCGCCGCACCGAGCCGCAACUCCGGAGCUUCCUCCACGUCUCCCAGACGGCGAUGCGGGAGGCGGGAGAGGUGGACCGGUUGGUGGAGAGCGGGGCGGAGCUGGGGCCGCUCACUGGAGUUCUGGUUGCCGUGAAGGAUAACAUUUGCACCGCCGAUAUGCCGUCGACCGGUGGGUCGAGGAUUCUGGGCAGUUAUCGGCCGGCUUUUGAUGCCACGGCGGUCAGGAGAUUGCGGGAGGCCGGAGCGAUUAUAGUUGGGAAGACGAAUUUGGACGAGUUCGGGAUGGGGAGUACCACCGAAGGCUCGGGCUUCCAGGUUACUACAAACCCUUGGGAUGUAUCACGCGUCCCUGGAGGAUCGUCGGGUGGUUCAGCUGCUGCUGUCUCUGCUAGACAAUGCGUGGUAUCUCUUGGAAGUGAUACUGGUGGUAGUGUGAGGCAGCCAGCGUCUUUUUGUGGUGUUGUUGGAAUGAAACCGACCUAUGGGCGGGUCUCUCGAUUUGGGCUCAUGGCUUAUGCAUCGUCAUUGGAUGUCAUUGGAUGCUUUGGUUCUUCAGUCGUUGACACUGCCAUUCUUCUAUCCGCAAUAUCUGGUCAUGACAGAUUAGACGCGACUAGCAGUAAGCAUGAGGUUUCUGACUAUGCACCUCAGUUGGUUUCACUUGAUCAUUUGGAGUCUAAACCUUUGAAGGGACUAAGAGUUGGGGUGAUUCGGGAAACUACUGGAGAAGGUGUGGAUGUGGGAGUGAUGUCCUCUGUUCAGGCUGCUGCUUCACACUUGGAACAGCUCGGAUCAAUAGUCACAGAGGUAUCAUUGCCUUCAUUUUCUCUUGGUUUACCAGCCUACUAUAUCUUGGCUUCAUCAGAAGCCUCUUCUAAUUUGUCACGCUAUGAUGGUGUAAGGUAUGGAUACCAGGCAGCAGCUGAUGAAUUAAGUUCGCUUUAUGGAGAUUCCCGAGCUAAUGGGUUUGGUCCUGAGGUCAAGAUGAGAAUUUUGAUGGGAACAUAUGCUUUGUCUGCUGGAUACUAUGAUGCAUAUUAUAAGCGUGCCCAGCAGGUGAGGACGUUGGUUCGGAAAAGCUUCAAGGAUGCAUUGGAUAAAAAUGACAUUCUCAUUUCACCUGCAGCACCAUCAGCUGCUUAUAAAAUAGGCGAAAAGACCAAUGAUCCACUAGCCAUGUAUGCAGGCGAUAUCAUGACUGUAAAUGUAAACUUGGCUGGGCUCCCUGCACUGGUAGUGCCUUGUGGGUUUGUUGAAGGUGGACCUGCUGGCCUUCCAGUUGGCCUUCAGAUGAUUGGUGCGGCCUUCCAUGAGGAUCUACUACUUGAGUCCAUGUUCCUUUUGACUACACUGUUAGCAUCAAGACCUUAGUCUAACAGGAGAAGUUGCUGCGGGUGGGCCAUAUCUUUGAGCAGACGCUUCAGAAUUACAGAUUCAAUCCACCAUUGUUAGCAGAAAGCUAGACUGUGGAUAGUUUUGUCGCCAGAUGAAGAGGAAGGUUUCAGUAUUUCGUGGCAUAUGAUGGAUCAAAAUAUUAACAUAUCAAAUUUUGUGUAUUUUUUACUUUCUUUAUGUAUUUGCUCUCCUUUUAUUAUAAAUGUAUAUUGAUUACUCUCUGCGUACGCAUGCCGAGCACGUGUGCGGAACGAACCAUCUGACUGAUCUUGUUAUUAAGCUUCUGUUGGUUUACUGCGUAAUAUUUGGCAGUGACGAAGCUAGAAUGCCAUUUCUUCAACAAAGAUGGGUGAUCAACUCAGCAGUUCUUUUGGUUC
Messenger RNA from Phoenix dactylifera (date palm), 2166 nucleotides. Its product is annotated as Amidase family protein. Gene Ontology annotation, molecular function: glutaminyl-tRNA synthase (glutamine-hydrolyzing) activity. NCBI's taxonomy places the organism in Eukaryota, Viridiplantae, Streptophyta, Magnoliopsida, Arecales, Arecaceae. Gene Ontology annotation, biological process: translation. The record is from RefSeq and is a predicted model, not a curated record. Gene Ontology annotation, cellular component: glutamyl-tRNA(Gln) amidotransferase complex.